Molecule: messenger RNA, 1831 nt
Organism: Ananas comosus (pineapple)
Lineage: Eukaryota; Viridiplantae; Streptophyta; Magnoliopsida; Poales; Bromeliaceae
Product: ethylene-responsive transcription factor ERF118-like
Exons: 2
Coding region: 665-1477 (270 amino acids)
Biological process (GO): regulation of DNA-templated transcription
Molecular function (GO): DNA-binding transcription factor activity; DNA binding
Source: RefSeq, a predicted model, not a curated record
CGUAGAUUACUCAUCCCUUCAGCCCCCCCUUCCUCAUCUCUUCGGUUUCCACGCGCGCGCGCACACACACACUCUCUCUCUCUCUCUCUAUCUCAGCUUUUAAUAAAUAUAAAUAUAAAUAUACCCAACAAUGGCUGUUAUUCUUCUUUUGCUCCUCUGUUUGGGGUUUUAGAGAAGCGAAAGGGGAGAGAGAGAGAGAGAGAGGGGGAGAGAGAGCUCGAUCGAUCGAGGAUCCACGAAGACGACGACGAAGACGAAGAAGCGCAGCGAAUUUAUGUCUCCCGAUCUGCUCCUCUUCGAUCGCGUUGUGGUGGUGAUCUUCGUCUUCGUCUUCGUCCUCGACCUCGGCUUCGUCUCCUCCUCCUCUUUCUCCUCCUCCUCCUCCUCCUCCUCUCCACGCAUGCAACAGAGGCUCCGCACCAUCGACGCCGCGAUUUCGAUGCAAAGGGUGAAGUAUAGCGGGUUCCGGCAUAUACGAGCUUGCGAUUUCCUCUUCAUCUUCCUCAGAGGACCAUUUUUGACUUGACGAAGCUGAAUCGAGAUCCUAAGAGCUCUUUUUCCCUGAUUUUCCGGCUUUUUUUGGUUUUUUUUUUACCGAUUUUUGUUCGAUUUUGUGUGUGUGAGAGAGAGAGAGAGAGAGAGAGGAGAUAGGAAUUUAGGUGAGAUGAUUAUGAAGAGGAAGAGCAAGAGGAGCACGAACCCGAUCGAGUCGGAGCCGAUCGUGCGGCGGCGGCGGCGCCGGAUCCGCGUCCUCUUCGACGAUCCCUACGCCACCGAGUCGAGCGAGGACGAGGAGGCGGCUUCGACGAAGAGGAGGAAGCGGGUGAUCCACGAGUUCUUCGUGGGAUCCAUCGCCUUCGCCGAAACCCUAGGGGCCCGUCCGUGGAAGACGAAGGCGGGGGCCAAAACCCUAACUCCGAGCUCCUCCUCCUCCCUGUCCUCGUCGUCGUCGUCCUCGUCCUCGUCCACCUCCGACGCCGCGCCGAGGUACAAGGGGGUGCGGCGGCGCAAGUGGGGGAAGUGGGCGGCGGAGAUCCGGAACCCUAGCACGCGCUCCCGCCUCUGGCUCGGCACCUUCGACACCGCCGAGGCCGCCGCCGCCGCCUACGCCGCCGCCUCCCUCCGCCUAGCCGCCGAGCGCAGCCCCUCCGCCGCCGCCGUCGCCGCCGCCCCCCCUUCCCCCUCCUCCGUCCUCGACCCCGCGCCGCCGCCCCCUAAAACCCUAACCCUAGCCGACGAGAUCCCCCUCCCCCUCCCCAUCCCCGACCCCGACCUCGGGUUCUGCUUCGGGUUCGGGUCCGGAUCCGGAUCCGGAUCCGACCCGUUGAGCGAGCUCUACGAGGAGGACCCGGUAGUAGUCGUCGACGACCUCGGCUCCUUCGCCGACUUUCCCCUGUGGGACCCCAACUUGGACGGCUCAGAUUUCCCCAGCCUCGACGCGUGGAUGGUAGAUGAUGACACCCUCCUCCCAAUUUAAAUCUGAAUUUUUGCAGCUAUUUAGUAUUUAUUCGGCAUUAUAAUACCACAAAAUCACUAAUAUUAAAUUUGCUACCUAAAAAGUGUUUGAUAAAAUGCGUUGAAAAUGCGUGUGUGAGGGAGGAAACUUCUCCUGGGUUUUUCCGAGCUUGUAAGAGCCCGCGCCCAUGGAGUUUCUUUUUCCUCCACUCAUUCACACACUUACAUACUCUCAUUAUUAUCAUCAUUAUUAUUAUAAGAAUCACUGCAUUUAUAUUGUUGUUGUUACUGUUCUACAUAUAUGUAAUAGUUAUCACUAUUUGCUAUUAUUGAAGACGAUUGGAAUCGGAGUGAGUACUUAAAAAAAAAAGCAUAA